UCAGCUGCUGUCUACAGAAACAUUUCAUUCGCUCCUUGCCGUGUGCCCAGAGAGAGCGCAGCGUGUUGUUUUGGGCUUUUUCCCCCCCUCCUCUCUCCUUCUGAGCUGCACCCCCCUUCUCCCAGCUUGCGUAGCUGCCACCGCCCCUCUAUCAGAAGGGAAAAGAGAACAAGAGGACAAGCGCUCCCUCUCUCUUUUCUUUCUUUCUGUCCCUUUCUCUCUGUCUUUCUCUUUCCCUCUCACCGGAUGAGAAAAUGACAGCUGUUCUGGACCUGAACCAGAUCGCCUGUGCGGUCAUUGGAGUGGAGCAUGAUAUCGAGACCGCCCAUGGAGUCCUCCAUGUCACCAUGCGAGGCACCCCCAAAGGCAACCGUCCUGUCAUUCUCACCUACCACGACAUUGGACUCAACCAUAAGUCGUGCUUCAACACUCUGUUCAACUUUGAGGACAUGCAGGAGAUCACUCAUCACUUUGCAGUGGUCCACGUGGAUGCUCCUGGACAACAGGAGGGGGCUCCCCCUUUCCCCACAGCGUAUCAGUACCCCACUGUGGACGAGCUAGCUGAGAUGAUCCCCUCAGUUCUGACCCACCUCAAGAUAAACAGUGUUAUUGGGAUUGGAGUGGGUGCUGGAGCAUACAUCCUGUCCAAAAUGGCGCUGAAUGAACCUACUCUAGUGGAGGGCCUGGUUCUGAUCAAUGUGGACCCAUGUGCAAAGGGCUGGAUUGACUGGGCUGCAACUAAGCUGUCUGGGUGGACCAGUAACCUGGUGGACAUUGUCAUGGACCAUCACUUCAGCGCGGACGAGUUGACUGACAACCAGGAGAUCAUCCAGACCUACCGUCUCCACAUUGCACAGGACAUCAACCAGGACAACCUGGCCCUCUUCUACAAUUCCUACAAUGGUCGUCGGGAUUUGGAGAUCGAGAGGCCUAUCCCUGGUCUGAAUGAGGACACUGUCAACACACUGAAGUGUCCAUCUCUGUUGAUUGUGGGAGACACAUCCCCAGCAGUGGACGCUGUGGUGGAGUGCAACUCAAGGUUAAACCCGACGAAAACAACUUUGCUCAAAAUGGCUGACUGUGGUGGACUGCCUCAGGUUGUCCAGCCUGGUAAACUCGCAGAGGCCUUCAAAUACUUUGUGCAAGGAAUGGGCUACAUGAUGAACAGCUACAUCCCCCAUGUGCUGCUCAGCCACCUGAACAGCGAAUCAGUGCCCACAGCGAGCAUGACUCGUCUGGUCCGCUCGCGCACCCACUCGUCCUCCAGCAUGGGCUCAGUGGACGGCCCACGCAGCCGCACCCACACCAACUCCCAGCUAGAGGGUGCCACCGCCGGCCCAGCCCAUGACGCCCAGAACCGGCCGCAGACCAUGGAGGUGUCCUGCUAGAGGGCCAACGUGCCCUCUCCGUACCCUCGCGACCACCACCUCCACUUUUCUCUGCUCCAAACCCUCAGUCCAGCCAGACAGGGCUUCAGUGCUUAUCCCAGCACUUUAAUUUGUUUUUGUUUUUGUUUUUUUUCUCGCUUUCUUUUUUCUCCUUCUCUCUCUCUCUCUCUCUCUCUCUCUCUCUCUCUCUCUCUCUCUCUCUCUCUCUCUCUCUCUCUCUCUCUCUCUCCAUCACUACCUUUCCUCUUUCUCGCGCUAUCUAUCUUUCGUUCAUUCCAUACCCAGAGUCAGAGAAUGUUGUCGUGGUUAAAGGGAUGGCGGGCGGAGCUACUGUAUUUGUAAUCCAGAUCUACUUGAGCACUCAAGUCAGAGGCCCCGUGUUCCUCCGUGUUCUCCCUGCGUAGGAGCUCUCGUGCCCCCCACUCCCGGUGGCAUCGGCGCUCGGUGACCAGAUCUCUACCUGUUUGUUGCUUUUGUAAAUAUUACUGGAGAUGUCUUUUUCUGGAAUGGGCGGGGGGGGCAGGUGGAGUUCUGAGUACAUUAGAACGAGGUCUUGAAGGAGGUUAUCUUUGUACAUGUAUUUCCUCUAGGUCUUCCUCUGUAUAGAUUAGACCAAAUCUUCAUCCCAGAGCACACUAAUUUCUCCCUUCCUUUUGUUUCUGUCUUGAGAUACUCCUGAUCUGGUCUCCAUUAUUGGCACUCAUGGAGUGAAAAACCAAUGAUUUUUGUGGUCUUUGUUUUCUAUUAUUAUUAUUAUUAUUCUCAUUAUUAUUAGUAAUGUUAUUAUAUUAUGUUGUGAUUUGUGAAAAUACUUUUUGCUUAUUUAUGAUUGCAAACUAGUAUGACAACGCAUUCUGUAUUUACAUACCAAAACUAUGGACCGCAUGACCCUAUCAUACAGUAGAUUAAUCUCAAUGAAGGUGUACUUCAGGAUUGCAUUUGUCUAGAUGUAUCUAGAGGUAGACAGCAUCAUUGUUAUACUGUUAGCAUGGUCUCUUAUGGAAAGAAUGUCAGCAUUCCAAUUUACCUUAGAUUAAAGAAUCAAAAGACAAGGACUUACCGUUGUUCCUUGACCUAAGGAGGUGCUGGUGAAUGUGGUGUGAACAGCUAUGCUCAGAGAUCUUCUGUUGGCUUCUGUAGCCUCUACACUACAAUUGGAAAAUUCACAAUCAGCUGAAGAUCCGAGGCUGCUAUCUGUUAGCACAUUUACAGAAUAUUGUUGAAAUGUUGAAUUGAAACAACAAAAAUAAUAAUAAAAAAAUGCACAUCUUGACGGGGAAAAAAUUGAUACAUAAAAGAGCAGUUCAAUUCCUCUGACAGACCUUGCCACCUCUAUUCUUCUAAUCCAUGGAUUUAUUUCCAAGAUUUUAUUUUGUUGUCUUCUUACUGUUGUAAUAAAUAUGACCGUUUUUAUUUGUUGUUUUGGAUGGGUACUGUUUAUUGUUCUCUGGAUUGUACCACACCCUUAGCUGAGCUUGUGGUGAUGAUGCGUUGUGCUUUGUCCUUCGAGCUUGAGGGAGGUGUUGUAUUUCAAACUGUAUGCUGAAUAUAUAUAUCAAUUUGUACUGAUAAUGAAAUAAAGCUAGAAAUUGUACAUUAA
Molecule: messenger RNA, 2988 nt
Organism: Alosa sapidissima (American shad)
Lineage: Eukaryota; Metazoa; Chordata; Actinopteri; Clupeiformes; Clupeidae
Gene: ndrg3b
Product: ndrg family member 3b
Exons: 16
Coding region: 255-1388 (377 amino acids)
Biological process (GO): signal transduction
Cellular component (GO): cytoplasm
Source: RefSeq, a predicted model, not a curated record